GCAUGUUUACAAUGGUGGCCAUUGAUCUUCUCUUUUCCCGCGCUUUAUCUCUCUCUCUUUCUGCUUUUACCCUCCACCUCCAUUAUCGUUGCUUUUAAGCCUGCAACCUCUGUCAGUCUUUCUCUCUCUUGAUCCUGCCUUUUCUCUCUCUAGUCUCUUUCUUUUUCUCAUUUCACACUUCUCUUCCCCUUCAUGCGUAUCAAUUUCAUGAUCACAAUCACAAUCUCCAUCUUCUAAUUCUUAAUUUCUUUCCCAUCUCCAAUGGAUUCUCUGAAACCCAGUUCCACCCCUUCUUCAAAACCCAACAAGUUUACAAAAACCAUCCACAAAGUCCUCCAUUUCAAAUCCUCCACUAAAAACUCUCUAUCCAACAAUGGAUUCUGUCUCCUCAUCAAUCCUCACAAUCAACCCAACAACAACAAGAUCAAUCGCCACAGUUCUGAUGGAAACAAAGAAGCCUUCGUCGCCAAGCUUUUCGCUGCAAUUUCCGCCGUUAAAGCUGCUUACGCUGAGCUUCAAGCUGCUCAGUUUCCUUAUAACUAUAACGCUAUUCAGACCGCAGAUGAAGCUGUUGUUCAAGAACUGAAAACCAUUUCUGAAUUAAAACAGUCUUAUUUGAAAAAACAGAUUGAUUCUACUCCACCUCAUCUUACUAUUCUGUUGGCGGAGAUUCAGGAACAGCAGAGUAUGAUGAAGAUGUAUGAACUGACUUUGAAGAAACUGCAGUUAGAGACGGAAAACAAAGACGGUGAAAUCUCUUCACUAAACAAUGAGUUAUCUGAAAUUGUUUCUAAUAACAGGUUUUUAGAAAAGAAGCUGAAUUCAAGUGGGCAGUUUUCAGUUUUGGAUGGGAUUAAUUUACCCAAUUCAAAUCCAAACGAUUUCGGUAUAGUUCUUCAUUAUGCAGUAAGAUCUGUAAGGAGUUUUGUCAAACAAAUGGUGAAAGAUAUGGAAUCUGCAAACUGGGAUAUCGAUGCUGCGGUGAAAUCAAUCGUGGCUACCGGAGUUCAUUUCCAGAAACCGAAUCAUCGGUGUUUUGCAUUUGAAUCAUUCGUCUGUCGUGAAAUGCUAGAUGGGUUCAAUUCGAUUUGUUUUUCUCUCUUAAACGACGACGGCGGAGGCCGGCAAUGGCGUGAAAACUGUUGCGAUCAGUUUAGAAGAUUGAAAUCAGGAAACCCAAUUCAGUAUUUGAAACAGAAUCCUAAAUCUUUCUUUGCUAAGUUUACAAGGGCGAAAUAUCUUCGAUUGGUUCAUCCUAAAAUGGAGACAUCAUUUUCCGGCAACCUUAAUCAAAGGAAAAUGAUUAACUCCGGCGAGUACCCAGAAACGUCUUUCUUUACUGCGUUUGCUGAAAUGGCUAGACGAAUCUGGUUACUACAUUGUUUUUCAUUCGCCUUAAAUCAAGAAGUUAGCAUCUUUCAGGUAAAAAAAGAAACCAAAUACUCGGAAAUAUACAUGGAAAGUGUGACGGACGAGGUAUUCACCGCCGGAGACGACGGCGGCAGUGUUUUCCGAGUAGGUUUCAUGGUGGUCCCUGGGUUUAAGGUUGGAAUGACGGUUAUUCAGAGCCAAGUUUAUGUUUCCCGGACAGCAUCUUCGAUUAAAUGAUGAAUCUUGAUGAAUGAAAAUCAAAAACCGGGGUGCCGGAAAAAAUGGUGGCGCGUGGGAAGGAGUAAUAAAUAGUAAAGUUUUGUUUUUUAUAAUGUUUUUUUUUUUUGGUAUGGAAAGACAGAAAGACAGAGAGAGAAUCCAGGGAUAGAAAAAGUAGCCGUUUGGACCCACAUACUGAACUGGAUCUUGGAUUGUAGUUUGAAGAAUAGCUGUAGAGAGAGAAUAUAAAAUUUACUUAUUUAAUAUUGAGUUUAUUAUUAUGUACAACAUUUAGUAAUAAAAUAAACAAAUUAGAUUA
Messenger RNA from Impatiens glandulifera, 1909 nucleotides. Its product is annotated as protein GRAVITROPIC IN THE LIGHT 1-like. The record is from RefSeq and is a predicted model, not a curated record. The transcript has a single exon. Lineage: Eukaryota; Viridiplantae; Streptophyta; Magnoliopsida; Ericales; Balsaminaceae. Bases 262 to 1608 code for a protein of 448 amino acids. Gene Ontology annotation, biological process: response to red or far red light; negative gravitropism.